Molecule: messenger RNA, 2149 nt
Organism: Poecilia latipinna (sailfin molly)
Lineage: Eukaryota; Metazoa; Chordata; Actinopteri; Cyprinodontiformes; Poeciliidae
Gene: pdpk1b
Product: 3-phosphoinositide dependent protein kinase 1b
Exons: 14
Coding region: 294-1991 (565 amino acids)
Biological process (GO): peptidyl-serine phosphorylation; intracellular signal transduction
Molecular function (GO): protein serine/threonine kinase activity; ATP binding
Source: RefSeq, a predicted model, not a curated record
AACUAGGUUGUUGCACACUGAUGGCAGAAUAAAUAAAACCCAGUUCCAGUGUGCGGUCCAAGCAGUUUGCAGGCCACAUGUUGUGCGAAUAUGAUCGAGCCUUGCGCUAUAAAGUUCAGCGGGUUGUUCGUGGCGGUGGGGGCGGACACUGACACGGCAGGACUCUCCUCUGCUGUCCUGCGGUAACAUUGUUGUGGAACGACGUCACACCUCGAAAAUGAAGGCACGGAGGCAGCCAUUACUGGAGCUUCUCUAAUUAUUUUAUUCCAAAUAAAUACUCACGGAAAACUCACAUGGCAAGAGCUACAAGUCAGAUGUAUGAUGUUGUGCCCAUUCAGCCCAACGUUGCCAUCUGUUCCUGCUCGCAUCCAUCAAUGGCCAGAAACCACCCUGACUCCUGUUCGCCACUCGCCAUCCCGAGCACAAGCAGCAGUCACUGCCCCAACAUGGAGGGCUCAUCCCCGCAGCCCUGCGCCGUAGGAGCACCCGGCGGCUCCCAGAGCGCCGACGGCCGCGCGCAGCCGGCCGCCCAGAUGCCGCAGCCGCGCAAGAAGAAGCCUGAGGACUUCAAGUUUGGCAAGAUUCUGGGAGAGGGCUCCUUCUCAACGGUUGUUCUUGCAAAAGAGUUGGCCACAGGGAAAGAAUAUGCAAUUAAGAUUUUAGAGAAGCGCCACAUUAUGAAGGAGAACAAAGUCCAGUACGUGAAAAGAGAACGAGAUUUGAUGUCAAAUCUUGAUCACCCGUUCUUUGUAAAGCUCUACUUCACGUUUCAAGACGAUGAGAAGUUGUAUUUUGGUCUUAGCUACGCUAAAAACGGCGAACUGCUAAAAUACAUUCGCAAAAUUGGUUCGUUUGAUGAGACCUGUACACGGUUCUACUCGGCCGAAAUAGUUUGUGCUCUAGAAUAUUUACACAAAAAGGGGAUAAUUCACAGAGACUUGAAACCAGAAAAUAUUCUUUUGAACGAGGAGAUGCACAUCCAGAUAACCGAUUUUGGAACAGCGAAACAGUUGUCGUCUGACAGUAAACAAGCGAGAGCAAACUCCUUUGUUGGGACAGCGCAGUACGUGUCUCCAGAGCUGCUAACAGAAAAAUCGGCCUGCAAGAGCUCUGACCUGUGGGCUUUGGGGUGUAUUAUCUAUCAGCUGGUGGCUGGUUUACCACCAUUCAGAGCUGGAAAUGAGUACCUAAUAUUCCAGAAAAUAAUAAAGCUGGAGUACGAGUUCCCAGAAAAAUUCUUCCCCAAAGCCAAGGAUCUAGUCGAGCAACUUCUGUCACUGGACCCAUCCAAGCGGCUCGGUUGUGAAGAGAUGGGAGGGUACGACCCGCUGAGGCAGCAUCCCUUCUUUGACACCAUUUCCUGGAGUGACUUACACCUGCAGACGCCCCCAAAGCUCACACCUUACCUGCCAGCAAUGUCUGAAGACGAUGAGGACUGCUACGGGAAUUACGACGACCUCCUGAGCCAGUUCAGCAACAUGCAGGUGGCGCCGUCGAGCUCGUCGCACUCCUUGUCGCCGCACGACUCGGCGCCGCCACAGCGGUCCAGCAGCAACAUCGAGCAGUACAUCCAUGACCUGGACAACAACUCGUUUGAGCUGGACCUGCUGUUCACCGAGGAAGAAAAGAAAUUAUUGCUGGACAAACAGACCAAUGGGAACCCUUGGCAUCAGUUUGUGGAGAAUAAUCUGAUCCUGAAGAUGGGACCAGUGGAUAAACGCAAGGGCCUGUUCGCCCGCCGGAGGCAGCUGCUGCUGACCGAAGGGCCUCACCUGUACUACGUGGAUCCCGUCAACCGGGUCCUGAAGGGGGAGAUCCCCUGGUCCUCCGAGCUGCGCCCCGAGGCCAAAAACUUCAAAACCUUCUUCGUUCACACGCCGAACCGGACGUACUACCUGAUGGACCCCAGUGGAAACGCUGACCGGUGGUGCAAGAAGAUCCAGGAAGUGUGGAGAAAGAUCUACCAGAGGCACCAAAACCCAGGCCUAUAGGAGCACAAUCUGAGGCCAAUCACUGAGCAGAAUAACGCCCUCUUUAGUGCCCUUCAUCACAGCAACGUAAACAAACUCUUAGAGACGCUGGCAUCUAGACCUCGUUUGUUUUCCUGAGUAGAUCCAUGGGGGGAAAAUACAACUUUGGAUUCAGGGUU